This is a messenger RNA of Marmota flaviventris (yellow-bellied marmot), 3623 nucleotides long. RefSeq names its product helicase, POLQ like (gene Helq). Lineage: Eukaryota; Metazoa; Chordata; Mammalia; Rodentia; Sciuridae. The record is from RefSeq and is a predicted model, not a curated record. Gene Ontology annotation, molecular function: ATP binding; nucleic acid binding.
GCGAACGCCUAGCUUGUCUUCCAGGUUCCGGUCCGAGAGCCCUGGGAAUAAGUUUGAGGUCUUUACGAAAGGUGGAUGGAGACGCCAGCACUUUCUCCCUGUAUCCACCUCCGCUCAGCCCUCCUUUCGAGGUCGGCGGCUGAGUCACUGUGGACAAAGUCGGGGCAGCGUUUUCGGACCCAGUCAUGGAGGAAGGUUGUUCCCGCAUCCGCCGGCGGGUGUCGGUCUGCAAAAGGAACCGCCCUAGCCUAGCAAGCACUUCUGCCAUCCCCUCGGCGGCCCAGCUCCAGUCCCGCGAUGAGCAGGAAGAGGAGGAGGAGAUGGUAACCCGGAGCCGGCGGCGGAAAACCGUGGGCGUGCAACCUGUUGAGCAUAAUGACAGUGAAGAGGACAUGUUUGGUGACUAUGAUAGCUUUACUGAAAACUCCUUUUUAGCUCAAGUUGAUGAUUUGGAACAGAAAUACAUACAACUUUCUGAACAAAGGAAGCAUGCUACAGACUUUGCCACUGAAGAUUUUUGUUCAGAAAGCAUAAAAAACAAACUCAGUGUUACUACUGUAAGCAAUUUUACUGAAUACAAAAGUGAUGAGCACACGGAGAACCAGACUGAGCAUGAAGAUGUCCCUGUUGAACCUGGAACUGAUGUUUUGUAUGAUUUGCCGCCUUCUCAGGUUUUAUACUUUGAAAAUUUGCAAAACUCUUCAAAUGAUUUGGGUGAUCAGUUGACUGAAAAAGGGGAUGGGAGUUCAUCCUUUCCCAAUACUGUGAAUGAAGAAUUGUCCCAUAAUUGCAUAAAGCAACAAGAGCAAAAUGAUGGAUCCUCUUCUAAAGUCAGAAGUAAUUCAGAUACAAGUAGGAGAAAAAGUAUUAAAGAUCAUCUAAAAAGUACCAUGACUGGAAAUGCAAAGGCCCAAACACCAAUAUUUUCUAGGAGUAAACAGCUCAAAGAGACUCUCCUAUCUGAAGAAAUUAAUGUUGCUAAGAAAACAAUUGAGUCUUCAUCAGAUGAUCUUGGUCCUUUUUACUCAUUGCCCAGCAAAGUGAGAGACCUUUAUGUUCAGUUCAAAGGAAUUGAAAAGUUAUAUGAAUGGCAACAUACUUGCUUAACACUGAGUUCUGUGCAAGAAAGAAAAAAUUUAAUAUAUUCCUUACCAACAAGUGGUGGAAAAACCCUUGUGGCCGAGAUUUUAAUGCUACAAGAACUGCUUUGCAGGCGGAAGGAUGUUUUAAUGAUCCUUCCAUAUGUGGCAAUUGUCCAAGAAAAGAUUUCAGGUUUGUCAAGUUUUGCUAUAGAACUAGGUUUCUUUGUUGAAGAAUAUGCUGGAAGCAAAGGAAGAUUUCCUCCAAUUAAAAGAAGGGAAAAGAAAUCGCUAUAUAUUGCCACUAUUGAAAAAGGACAUAGCUUGGUGAACUCCUUGAUCGAAACUGGAAGGAUUGACAGUCUGGGUCUGGUUGUUGUAGAUGAGUUGCACAUGAUUGGUGAAGGGAGCCGGGGUGCUAUACUGGAAAUGACCCUAGCAAAAAUUCUCUACACCAGCAAAACAACUCAGAUUAUUGGUAUGAGUGCAACAUUAAACAACGUUGAAGACCUCCAACAGUUCCUUCAAGCAGAAUAUUAUACCAGUCAGUUUAGACCAGUUGAACUAAAAGAAUAUCUGAAAAUAAAUGAUACAAUAUAUGAGGUCGACAGCAAAGCUGACAGUGGCAUGACUUUUUCACGUCUCCUCAAUUAUAAGUAUUCUGAUACCUUGAAAAAGAUGGAUCCUGAUCAUUUGGUAGCAUUGGUAACAGAAGUUAUUCCCAAUUAUUCUUGCUUAGUUUUUUGUCCCAGUAAAAAGAACUGUGAAAAUGUAGCAGAAAUGAUAUGCAAAUUUUUAAGCAAGGAAUAUCUGAAACAAAGGGAGAAAGAAAAAUGCGAGUUGAUUAAGAACUUGAGGAACAUGAGCAGUGGCAACGUGUGUCCUGUCUUAAAGCACACCAUCCCAUUCGGAGUUGCCUACCACCACAGUGGUUUAACAAAUGAUGAAAGGAGGCUCCUGGAGGAGGCCUAUUCCACAGGCACUCUCUGCCUUUUUACCUGCACAUCCACCCUAGCAGCAGGUGUCAACCUACCAGCAAGAAGAGUUAUUUUAAGAGCUCCCUAUGUUGCUAAGGAAUUUUUAAAGAGGAAUCAAUAUAAACAGAUGAUUGGCAGAGCUGGCCGUGCUGGAAUAGAUACUAUUGGGGAGAGUAUCCUUAUAUUGCAAGAAAAAGACAAGCAACAGGUCUUGGAGCUAAUAAGCAGACCACUGGAAAACUGUUAUAGCUGUCUCGUUCAGGAAUUCACCAAGGGAAUUCAAACUUUGUUUCUGUCUUUGAUUGGUUUGAAGAUUGCAACAAAUCUUGAUGAUAUAUAUCAUUUUAUGAAUGGUACAUUUUUUGCCGUUCAACAAAAGACUUUAUUGAAAGAAAAAAGUCUCUGGGAAAUAACUGUCGAAUCACUUGGAUACCUGACAGAGAAAGGACUCCUACAAAAAUAUACUGUUCUGUCUGAAGAAGAAUUGCAAUAUAAUUUUCGUAUUACAAAAUUAGGACGAGCUUCUUUUAAGGGAACUAUAGAUUUGGCUUAUUGUGACAUUCUCUACAGAGACUUGAAGAAAGGUCUUGAAGGGCUUGUGCUUGAAAGCCUUUUGCAUCUCAUCUACUUAACAACUCCCUAUGAUCUGGUUUCUCAAUGUGACCCUGAUUGGAUGAUAUACUUCAGGCAGUUUAGUCAACUCAGUCCAGCUGAACAAAAUGUAGCUGCUCUUCUUGGAGUCUCUGAAAGCUUUAUUGGGAAGAAAGCAUCUGGUCAAGCCAUCAGGAAGAAGGUGGACAAGGACAUUGUCAACAGACUCUACCUGUCUUUUGUUCUUUAUACCUUGCUCAAAGAGACCAACAUUUGGAGUGUGUCUGAAAAAUUUAACAUGUCUCGAGGAUAUAUACAAAAUCUACUUACGGGAGCUGCUUCCUUCUCAUCCUGUGUGUUACAUUUCUGUGAGGAACUUGAGGAGUUUUGGGUUUAUAGGGCCCUUUUGGUAGAACUUACCAAGAAGCUGACUUACUGUGUGAAGGCAGAGCUAAUCCCUCUCAUGGAAGUGACUGGAGUCUUAGAGGGUCGAGCAAAACAGUUAUACAAUGCAGGUUACAAAAGUCUAAUGCAUUUAGCUAAUGCUAACCCAGAAGUGCUAAUAAGGACAAUUGAUCAUUUAUCAAGACGCCAGGCCAAGCAAAUUGUUUCAUCAGCAAAGAUGCUGUUGCAUGAAAAAGCAGAGGCUUUGCAAGAAGAAGUAGAAGAAUUAUUGAGAUUGCCUUCUGAUUUGCCUGAUGUCGAGGCAUCUUCCAGUGAAAAGGCAUGAAGCUAUCUGAUGCACAUUUUCAAAUAUGAAUUAUUUAUUACAUAUAUUUUAUUAAAGAGUCCUUAUGCUUUACAAAUGAAAUAUACUUAAAUUAUGCAUUAAGAACUAUGGAUAAUAUUUGAAUAUAAUGCUCAUAUUUACAGUAACCUUCUACUAAUAAUCCAUCUUCUUCAACAUUUACACAUUAUUUCUCUGUUCAAAAUCUAUAGCGUCCACCACAAAAUGAAUUCAAACUGCCACAACAUA